Artibeus jamaicensis (Jamaican fruit-eating bat) is the source of this 357-nucleotide messenger RNA. It is a transcript of the gene TNP2, whose product is annotated as transition protein 2. The record is from RefSeq and is a predicted model, not a curated record. Lineage: Eukaryota; Metazoa; Chordata; Mammalia; Chiroptera; Phyllostomidae. Gene Ontology annotation, biological process: spermatogenesis; penetration of zona pellucida; acrosome reaction. Gene Ontology annotation, molecular function: DNA binding; zinc ion binding. The transcript has a single exon. Gene Ontology annotation, cellular component: nucleosome; nucleus.
AUGGACACCGGGACACAGAACCUUCCCAUCAUCCACACCCAGCCCUAGAACAACUCUUAGCCCCAAAGCCACACCUGCAAACAGUGCGACUGCAGCCACCACUGCCAGAACUGCAGCUACAGCUGCAGCCGGAGCAGGAGCUCCAGCCACCCUAGCCCACCUGGCCACCAGAGCCAGAGUCCAAGCCCCAGCCCACCACCAAGAUGGCACAGACACACUAUGCAUUCCUACCACUGCCGCACACAAACCACCGCACAUUCCUGCAGCUGCACCAAGAAGAGAAAAAACUUGAAAGGAAAAGUGAACAAGAGGAAGGCGGUCAAGAGGAACCAAUAGGUGUACAAAACUAAGAGGUGA